AUGGCUGAAGGAGUUGGUCUUUCCUUCUUGGGGAAAGCUCUGGGGGGAAUUGGAGAGUACUUGGUUGCUCCGAUCGGCAGACAGUUUGGUUAUCUGUUUUGCUUCAACACCAACAUUCAAAAUCUUGAGACUCAAUUGGACAGCCUAAAAGUGACAAGAGAAGGGGUUCAACUAGGGGUGGAUGAAACACGCAACAAUGUCAGAACCGUUGGACCUCAUCUUGAGGCAUGGCUGACUAAAGCAAAUGACAACACAGCAGAGGCAGAGACAAUUAUUAAAGACAAGGCCCAAGUUCAAAAGGGGUGUUUCAAUGGGUGGUGUCCAAAUCUCAAGUUGCGUUACUCACUGGGCAGGAAAGCUGUGAAGAAGACUCAGGAACUUGCUCUUCUCCAUGCUGAGGUAAAAGAUUAG
Camellia sinensis is the source of this 411-nucleotide messenger RNA. NCBI's taxonomy places the organism in Eukaryota, Viridiplantae, Streptophyta, Magnoliopsida, Ericales, Theaceae. The record is from RefSeq and is a predicted model, not a curated record.